This is a messenger RNA of Sus scrofa (pig), 4290 nucleotides long. It is a transcript of the gene UBL3, whose product is annotated as ubiquitin like 3. The record is from RefSeq and is a predicted model, not a curated record. Gene Ontology annotation, molecular function: protein binding. Lineage: Eukaryota; Metazoa; Chordata; Mammalia; Artiodactyla; Suidae.
CGCGGAGCGGGAGGGGGAGAGGGAGCGUGAGGGCCAGGGCGGGGGCGGCGGCCGCGAAGGGGGCCCGUGCUUUCUCCGAGUCGCAGACUCGCGCUCGGGCAGCCGCCGCCGCCGCCGCCGCCAUGUUGGCUUGAGGGCCGAUGACUGGGGGCGGCUGCGGCGCCGGGGACUGAAAAGUGGAGGAGGAGGCGGAGAGACAGAGCUCUGAGAGGAAACCCUUCCCGGGCUGAGAGGAAGGACCCGGCCUCUUCCGGGGACCAGCCGAAGUCGGCGUCGCGGGGAGCUCGCGAGGCCGGGGAGGGGAGGGGAAGGCGGAGACGGGGGAGGCGGAGGCGGCAGAGGAGCGCCGAGAAGCCGGAGGCGAUGCGCCCCGAGCCCCGCGGCUGCCCCGAGGCGCCCGCGGCCUGAGCCCCGACGGGCCGUGGGGUCUCCAGCCCGCCUCAUCUCCCCGCGCCCCCGGUUCGCCGCUCGGCUGCCCGGCCCGGGCUUGCGCUGCGGCUCCCAACGAGUUAAAUGCCCUUGAGCGCGGGUUUCCGCGGCCCGGCUCGCAGCCCCGGCCGCGCGAGCUGAGCUGUUUCCCCGCGCCGCCCGCCGGGGGACGCGUCCAUGUGUAGCCACAUAGUUAUCUGUGUACCUCGGCGCCGGGGCAUUCGCCUCCUGCUUAAUGAGGACUUGACUCGGGAGCAAGUGUGAAUCACUGCCGGGCUGGGAGAGGAGGCAGGCGAUUUAACCCCCUCCCACCCCGCUCCAUGUCCGUGUGUCACUCGGCUCGGUCCACCUGGCGCGGCCGGUCCUGGGGCGGCUGCUGUUGCUGCGGCGGCUGCUGACGACGACGACGGCGGCGGGGCUGCCGCUGCCACCCCGAGAGUUCCCUCCCGCUCCGGCCGCUCGGCUCCCGGCGACUGUUCCUCUUCGCUCGGAACCUCGGCCAGGCCGGCACUUGGGCUCCGAGAGAACUUAUUUUUUUUUGGAAAGCACAGCUCGAACCGUUCAGGAUCCCGAAGGUUGAUUUCCGUAGCCCGAAGACUUCUCUUUUUGGUUCGUCUUUUUUGAUUUUUUUUUUUUUUUUCUUCGCCAGUAUCUGGGUCUAUCUCAAACGGCAAGAUGUCCAGUAAUGUCCCGGCGGAUAUGAUAAAUUUGCGCCUCAUCUUGGUAAGCGGGAAGACAAAAGAGUUCCUGUUUUCUCCCAAUGAUUCUGCUUCUGACAUCGCAAAGCAUGUGUAUGACAACUGGCCGAUGGACUGGGAAGAAGAGCAGGUCAGCAGCCCAAAUAUUCUGCGCCUUAUUUAUCAAGGACGAUUUCUACAUGGAAAUGUCACAUUAGGAGCGUUGAAACUGCCUUUUGGCAAAACAACAGUGAUGCAUUUGGUCGCCAGAGAGACAUUGCCAGAGCCAAACUCCCAAGGUCAGCGGAAUCGCGAGAAGACUGGCGAGAGUAACUGUUGUGUCAUCCUGUAAACCCACUGCCGAGCCGGGUGCAACGUAGUCUCUGUCUUUCCUGCUGCUGGCGCCCAGGAGACCCAGCGUUGCUUCAGAACCUUUAGGAAGAGUCUCCCUGUAAACUCAUGGACCUGAACUAUCACAUGAACACUGUCACCCUUUCUCGUGAAAGUAAAAAGAACCGAGAACAUUUUUCACUAUGAUUCUUUAUUUCUAGUAUUUUUGUUUAUGUUGAGCAGUUUUAAAAUGUAUCGGUUUUUGAAUGCAAAUCAAUCUCCAGGGGAAAAGUUAAAAAGUUAUCUUUCAUAGCAGAAACUGUUUGCUGCCACAAAAGUUUUUAUCACCAGAACUAACAAAUGUUGCACAUACAGUUUGCACUAAAAACAAGUGACGUCAUUUUCUUCCGCAGCAGAAAUUGUGACAUGGCUUAUGGUAUCUAGAAAUACGCACACACGCACAUCCACACUGGAGGACACUCAGCAAUUAAUGAAGUGAAUAACUGGGCCAACUUGACAGGAAAAAAUGGAAAAGAAACUAAAAUGUUGGGUGAAUUCUACCACAAGUCAGCCAUGCUGGCUGCCCUGGCACGGGAUCCUAAAGUGAGCGCAGCUGUCUUCACGGCAACAGGGGAAAAACAAAGUGUGCCUGGUGUUGCAAGUCCUCAGCAGAGGGCUGAUGAGCCUAACGGCCGUUCCUUUAACACGCGCACCCCAGGCUGGCGGUAAGGAGAGCUGUUCACGCAGCCCCCGGGGAGUGCGCGGCCUAGCCUUAAUGCAGGGGCGCGUCUGGCCGCUCGGAGACAUCUGUGAUUUGCGCAGAAGCGUUAGAAAACCUCGUUCAGCCAUCCAUCCCUUUUCUGUAUUUGCGUAUCAGCAAAUUGACUUUUUCCAUCAUGAGUGCUCAUCUCUGUGUCCACUGUCACACGUACUCAUUAGAGAGCUCAGAUGAAUUCUUAAAAUUAAAAAAUUUUCCGCAGGACUAAUUUUGUUUCUUUGUGUAGUUUGCAUUGGGUAUUUAGUGCUUGCAAUUGUGUUAAAAUCAGAAGCUGAUUUUUAAGGCAUACGUGAUUAGGGAUGCCAUUCUUUUGUUUUGUACCAAUAAUUUAAAAAUUGAUAUGCUAACAACAAUUUGCACAGCACUAAAGCAUGAGCUACGUUUCAUCUAAACCUGUAAAAAAUAUAAAAGAUUUUAUAUUUUUUUUCACUGGGAAGGAAUUCUUCCUGGAUGGAAUUAAAAAUAUGUGUAGAAUAUAUUUAAUAAAAAACUUAUGAAAUACCUAACUAUAGAACUUAAAUAUAGAUUGGCGUGUAGUAUAUAGGACAGUAUUCCAUAUAAAUAACUGUAGCCUUUAUACAAAUGAAGUUGCAGGCUGACAUGAUGUUCUGUACUGAAAAGUGUCCACGGCCCUUACAAAUAGCAGGUGUAAAAGGUUUCAGAUGGUCAGCUUUGUUUAAAGGUAACCAGGUUAUUUUAUUCAUUGUUAAUGCUUUGAUGAAAAGGCUUUAUAUGCAGUAGAUCUACGAAAAUACUGUUCAUACUGAUCAGAAUUAAAUUUGUAUAGAGCAGAGUUUUAAAAUGAAUGUAAAUAGCACUAAACAUUUUCUUUCUGCAACCUGUACUUAUAGAUUCUUUCUGUAAACUAAAUAAAACAAAAUAUUGUAGUGCAUUUUGGUGGUAAUUUUAAAGGUCUUGAUUAGGUUGAUAAUUGUUUAGGCACUGUCUCAUCCACGUUAAAAUUGUUCUGUUUUUAUUUCUGAAUCUUUAAAGAUGGUUUCAGAUAUUCUCUUGUUAGUUUUGGGAGGAGUCCCAAUGUGUCUUUGGUAUUUAGCCGGGUUAAUUUGUGCACAGUCAUGACAAUGAGUAGAACUGUGUAGUCUCUGUAAUCACUAAAAUGUUCUCUUCAGGAGGUGUUAAAUAAUUUAUUUGCUUUGUUGACUAGCUCAAAUGUGAAUUCUCUUAGUGUUGACUGAAGAAGAGUCUGGUAGUUACUUAAUUGGGCCAUUCUUUCUGAAUACAAACUACUGGUAAUUAUUUUUAAUACUUAUUUUAAUUCUAAUUACUCUUCUGUUUUUGCAGAGUUAAAGACUAUCAGUUAAUUACAAUUGAAAUUUUAUGAUGGUUAACAAAUAUUCUCUUGGUUUUCAAUGUAUUUUUCUAUAUGUUCCCACAUUAUUAUAAAUUUCCCUUUACGAGACCUCAAUUUAGAGUUUGCAAAAUGGAUAAACUCGUUUAUUAGUAGAGAAAGAGUUACAUCACGUAAUACCUAAUACUGUUGUGCAAAAUGAAAAAAAAAGAAUAGCAGUAAAAUUAUAUACUGAAAACACCAAAAAUUUAGAUGCCUUAAUAGUGUAUAUGUGAAAAUACUCAGCUACCCCUUUUUAAAUAGUUCCUUUUGCUGCCUGAUGGUUAAAACUGAUGGAUCACAUCCAAGGCUCCUAUCGAAGAUCCCUCUGCUGAAAACAAUGGCUCACUCACCGAAAGGGGGCGCCACCGAGGCCUGGUCCUCCACAGAAAGCCUGGGUCACAGGCCUGUGGCCCUCUCUGGCACUUGGCAUUUAACUCAUGUCUUUUACCUAAAUUGUCCUAGACUUUUGUGUUCUUCUUUAUUAAAACCUUAGCAUGUCUCCUUGAUCUGAAUUAUUUGUUUUCUCUUCAAGAUAAGUUUAUCUAAUCAUGAAAAAUACAGAAUCCAACGUCAUCAGUCACAUUAAAUGAGGCUUUCUCAUAACAAACGUUUAUCCUUAGUUCUCUGUUCCAUCUUGACCGAUGUUACACUGAUUUAUGUUACCUGAUUGUGGCAAACAAUGUUUAAUGUGAAAAGAAAUUAAAACUUUCUUCUCAUCUGUUGUA